UAAGUCAUUUUCAUAAUAAAUACUCUGUGGGCUGAUUAUGCUUGCAACACCCUUUUAAAAAAAUCAAGACAAAGUUUGUUUUCAUAAAGUGCUGAGUGUUUAACAGCACAAACACAUAUAAGUGAAUUAGGAGCUCUCAGGGAGUCCAGUACGCAUUCAUGUGACUCCAGAUGUUGGAGUGUUUCUCUGGGUGUGGUUUAACAGAGACUGACUGCGCUCGUUUUAUCAUUCGGCUCACCUGAGCCUCUGCCAAAACUGGAGGCGGGAGCGUUUGUAUAGCCUACUGUAUAAAUAACCCGAGACAUGAUAGUGAGUGAGAAUCAUUCAGACUCCAGGAGCAUCUCUCCACGGGCUGUGGGUUAUUACACAUCAAUAUGCAUAUAAACUCACCCGAAUCGUACAAUUUCAUGUUUUUAUUUUGCUUUUUAAUAAGGAGUGGUCUGACUUUGAAGAAUGAUGCAACGGAGAUUUUCUACUCUCAUGUGGUCAGUCCCGUGCAGGAUGCUCAGAGCAACUCGUCUCUGAAUCGCGCGCGCUCCGGUGGAAGAGGCUUCACAGCGCACGAGAGAGAACGAAUCCCAGUCGGCUGCAGAGAGCUGCGAUCCACAAAGUACAUCUCAGACGGCCAGUGUACCAGCAUAAACCCUGUUAAGGAACUGGUGUGCACUGGACAGUGUCUUCCAGCUCAGAUGCUGCCCAACUGGAUCGGUGGAUACGGUAGGAAGUUCGGGAAUCGCCGAAACAAUCAGGACUGGCGCUGUGUGAACGACAAGACCCGUACCCAGCGGAUUCAGCUCCUGUGCCAGGAUGGCAGCACCAGGACCUACAAGAUCACAGUGGUGACCUCCUGCAAAUGCAAAAGAUACACACGGCAGCACAACGAAUCGGGAAUCAAGUCUGUGGGAUACGCUCAUACCCAGAUAAAAAAACAAAAGAUCAAAGCGGGCACAGGGACAGAAAGCUAAAUGAGUCUCUUCUCCGACUGAGCUAGAUUUUCCCUUUUAAAAGAAGUUAGUAUAAACGUGAGGGCUUGUGACAUCAGCUCACCGGAACAUUGAACUUUCUUUGUGCUGCCUUUGAGAGCAAGUGCGGGGCUCUGAGUUCACUGUGAAACCAGAUGUCCAGUGCAAUCUUUGGAAAGAAGAGAAAAUAAAGACUAAAUCUCAUCACCAAAAUAAUCUCAGUAACAUGCAGCCACUAGUGAAGACCUGUUCAUAAUCACGUCAAAGAGACUGACAAUGACAACUGCAUAUUACGUUACAAAAAUGAUUAGAAACAGGCCUGUGAUCCUAAUUGUUUUUGUCAUCACUGCCUGAUAUAUGUGGUAAUCCCUUGCUGUAGUAUAUGCUGUAAGUCUUUGUGUUCAUUGACAAUAAAAGUAGUUCUCAAACCCAGGAAAUGCAUAGCUACAUGUAAAUUAAAUGUCUGUACAUAUACAUAUGCAUUUGUUUAUGUAAUUAAUUGUUUUGAAGGAUCUUUAUGUGUAUUAUUGUGACGUAUAAGCUGAUGUAAUAUAUUUUGCCUUGACUUUGCUCAUUUUUAGUUUGUGCAAGCAUUAUUCAGACAAGAUAUUGCACUAUAGUGACAAUGCUUAUAUUGGCUAUUAUGGUGUAAAAACAUUAAAAUGAAAACAUCUGAAAA
Messenger RNA from Carassius carassius (crucian carp), 1641 nucleotides. Its product is annotated as sclerostin domain-containing protein 1-like. Bases 375 to 965 code for a protein of 196 amino acids. Lineage: Eukaryota; Metazoa; Chordata; Actinopteri; Cypriniformes; Cyprinidae. The transcript has 2 exons. Gene Ontology annotation, molecular function: BMP binding. Gene Ontology annotation, biological process: negative regulation of BMP signaling pathway; negative regulation of Wnt signaling pathway. The record is from RefSeq and is a predicted model, not a curated record.